Acanthaster planci (crown-of-thorns starfish) is the source of this 1886-nucleotide messenger RNA. RefSeq names its product coactosin-like protein. The record is from RefSeq and is a predicted model, not a curated record. Gene Ontology annotation, molecular function: actin filament binding. Gene Ontology annotation, biological process: regulation of actin filament polymerization. Gene Ontology annotation, cellular component: site of polarized growth; actin filament; cortical actin cytoskeleton. Lineage: Eukaryota; Metazoa; Echinodermata; Asteroidea; Valvatida; Acanthasteridae.
UAUAUCGAGCCUCCCAGACAGUAAAUUGUAUAUGCAAAAGGUGAAGGAUGUAUAUACAUUACCCUUUACCGUUGUCAUGUUUCACGGCUGGCUAAUUUUUGAAAGGUGCGUCUACAUUAUGUUUAAAAAGCAGAUCAGGACAAAAAGAAAAUCAACAACCACAUUUUUGAGCAAGUGUUUGGCAGUUCAGGUGGUGACGCUGAACGCUGCAGACAUUGCUUUGUAGAGGCGUAGUUUCUGCUGGGACUGGUGGAAAGAUGUUCCGUUUCCUCAUUUUGGCAUGUGUAGUUGGAUUUGCUGUUGGGAGCCAGGUGGAGGAGCUUCGGUACCUCCUUAGGGCCCUUGAGAUGACGAGAAAUCAGGCUUUAAUUCCAGAUUCGGAGAAGCUGAGAGAGAUGUACGAGGACGUUCGCAGGGGUGCAAAAGGAUGGUGCACUGCUACAUACGACGGCAAAAUCAUCGUGCCGGGUGACUGUGGUAUGGAAUAUAGCGACCUGUUGGAUCUUCUUGGAGAAGACGACCGAUGUUAUGCCUAUGCAAAGUUCGAAGUUGACACUAGAGAUAAGUUUGCCUUUAUCACUUGGAUUGGGCCCAGCGUUUCACCCCUGAAAAAGGCAAAAGUCAGCACAGACAAAGCCUUUGUCAAGAAAAUUUGGACAGAGUUCACCAAGGAAAUACUCGCUGACGAAAAGAGCGAUUUGAAAGAAGGAAAAAUUAUCAAAAUGCUUGAAAUGGCUAGUGGGGCUGCUUAUGGAACCGGACAGCGUUAGCCCUAAAGGGACGAAGGUGCAAGACAAGUUUCUUGGGGCGUUUGUUUGGAAUGUUUUAUCGACAGAAAAGAUGCGAAAGGAAAAAAACAUGUUAUUUUGGAAUGUAACUUAGGUUUAGUAAUCCUCAUGCUCAGAGGCAUCUGAGGUUAAUAAGCUAGGGUAGGGGAGAAACAUCGUUCUGUGAACCAGAGGGAGGGGAGUAACGUGGCGCAGGGACAGGCAUUAUGCUCCAUCGGAGAAACUUCGACCUGUAGUAUUGGUUAGAAUUCAGCGAGGUUAUAUGUAUAUGAAGUGAGCUUUACUAAGUGGCCCCGGGCAGGUUGGAUUCUCGAGCCGAGCGCUCCGUGCUAACAAACAAACCAGCAGACAAUCCUGUUUUUCAGUCUUUUCAGAUCACGUCUAAUCUUCGCCUUACAAGUAGAAUGUUGAAAAGUUUCAGUUUUAGCCGAUUUCACGAAACGUGGCGUAACUUGAAACCUUAUGUAAGCCUUGCCGCACAAAUUUAUGCCGCAGCUACUUCGGUUCAAUUUCUCGAAAAGUGUUAAUUUCUUACACAAUGACAAAAGCGGCUUUACGACGGCUGUUCCUUUUCAAUAUAACAACAGUCGUCCAACAGCCGAUAAAUCACUUCCAGCCGCCAUUUUGAAAACAUUUUCGUCUUUUCUUUGUCAGAAUCGGACAGAAAAUCUUACAGUUCUUGAAGCCAAACAAGUUCUUUAUUUCCCUCUAAAGUUGUACGUUUUUCGUUCAGCAAUGAUAAUAAGACUAACCGAACACGAUAAAUUAAUCAAAUCCAUUUUCGAUUCGAUUUGUUCCGUCUAAAAUGACUCCGUAUAAGUUACGCCAUAGUUUGUUGCGAAAGUCGCGACUUAACUGGUCUUAAUUUGUCGCGCAGCUAUCGAGUUCGUAAAAUCGGCGGCAGGUUUAUUUGAGAAAAAGUCAUAGUUUGUUUUUUUAUUCAACUAAUUUAGUUUAUUACCUUUACGAUAGAUUAUAUUUCAUUAGUUUGUAUUUGUAACUCUAUCUUUUUUCUUCAUCAAUUGUGGUUCUAUAGUUAUUAUGCACGAGCAAUAAAAUAACUUUUUUCAAAUAUGCAUUAUAAGACACAUGUAGUUA